Syngnathus typhle (broad-nosed pipefish) is the source of this 888-nucleotide messenger RNA. RefSeq names its product complement component 1, q subcomponent-like 4 (gene c1ql4a). Lineage: Eukaryota; Metazoa; Chordata; Actinopteri; Syngnathiformes; Syngnathidae. The transcript has 3 exons. The coding region runs from base 1 to 888 and encodes 295 amino acids. Gene Ontology annotation, molecular function: protein binding. The record is from RefSeq and is a predicted model, not a curated record.
AUGCUUUUGCUGGUACUUUUGUUUGGCCCCAGUAGUGACAAUCUCAGACCGGACGCUGGCUUCACCCUGGCGGGCGGCAUUCCGGUCAAGGGGGAGGAGGACUUUCUGACGCUGGCCGCUUCGCGCCUGGGCCGCAGGAAGCGUGUGAUUGGCGCGGCCGUUGGCGUCGCCAUGGUUCUGGUUCUGCUGGUGGCCAUUCCCCUGCUGGUCCACACCACCAAGGGUGGAAGCGAAGGGAGCCAUUACGAAAUGCUGGGAAGCUGCAGGAUGGUGUGCGAUCCCUACACCACCUCUCAGCCAGGCCAGGAAUUGACGGCCGUGUCUCCGCCGCCCCAGGAUUACUCUGGGAAGAAAAUCCGCUCCGGCACCCGGGGCCCACCAGGGAUCCCUGGGCCCCAGGGAGCACGCGGGCCCCCCGGGGAGCCCGGCAAGCCUGGGCCCCAAGGUCCCCCGGGCCCCGGUCCCGGCGGCUAUUCUCCCUCCCUCUACACUCCCAAAAUCGCCUUUUACGCAGGGCUCCGCAAGCAGCACGAGGGGAGCGAAGUGCUCAAGUUUGACGACGUGGUGACCAACGUGGGCAACUACUACGAGCCCAGCACUGGCAAGUUCACCUGCCCGCUGCCUGGCAUAUACUUCUUCACCUACCAUGUGCUCAUGAGAGGGGGCGACGGCACCAGCAUGUGGGCCGACCUGAAGAAGAACGGCCUGGUAAAAGCCAGCGCCAUCGCUCAGGACGCCGAUCAGAAUUACGACUACGCGUCCAACAGCGUCAUCUUGCAUCUGGACGUGGGCGACGAGGUGUGCGUGCAGCUGGACGGCGGAAAGGUCCACGGGGGCAACACAAACAAGUACAGCACCUUCUCCGGAUUCCUCAUCUACCCAGACUGA